Molecule: messenger RNA, 3378 nt
Organism: Hemibagrus wyckioides
Lineage: Eukaryota; Metazoa; Chordata; Actinopteri; Siluriformes; Bagridae
Product: P2Y purinoceptor 1
Exons: 1
Coding region: 1712-2701 (329 amino acids)
Biological process (GO): G protein-coupled receptor signaling pathway
Cellular component (GO): membrane
Molecular function (GO): neuropeptide receptor activity
Source: RefSeq, a predicted model, not a curated record
AUUUCACAUAGAAACCUGUUGCCAAGUUGCAGCUAAAAAAGUAUUCUCAUGUGCUAAAACUCAAAAUCGAAAUUGGCUGUAGCCCAAACACAAAAAUGAAUCAAAUCCUAUAAAUAAAUAUUUAAGAGCAGAGGAAUAUUAGCUUGAAAUAGCCAAAGGUUUGUGGACACCUGAACAUCAUAUGUACUUAUUGAACAUCCCAUUGUAGAUAUACUCCCCUCUUUGCUGCUAUACUAACCUUCAAUCAUCUGAGAAGGCUUUCCAUUAGAUUUUGGAUCAUGGCUGUGGGGAUUUGUGUUUGUUCAGCCACAAGAGCAUUCAGUGCUCCAGUUCAUCCCAAAUGUGUUCAGUGGGGUCAAGGUUCUAUGCAAGCCAGUCAAGCUACUACAGCAUACAAAGACUAGGACAGUUCUGAGAAAAUCUGAUACAGCUGUGAGCUGCUACCUUUGUGGUAACAGCUUGGGUGAGAACCACAUAUUGGUGUAAUAGUUUGCCCACAUAUUUUUGUACUCUGGUUUGUAAUGUUCUAUAUUAGCCUUUAGUUACUAGUUUUUGUUUGUCUACAGGUGAGGUGUUGAUAUUUGAUAGAUAGAUAGAUAGAUAGAUAGAUAGAUAGAUAGAUAGAUAGAUAGAUAGAUAGAUAGAUAGAUAGAUAGAUAGAUAGAUAGAUAGAUAGAUAGAUAGAUAGAUAGAUAGAUACUUUAUUCAUCCCAAUGGAAAUUUACAACUUCCAGCAGUAUCCACAAACAGGUAAUAAAUUGUAAUAAAAUACUAAAAAUGUAAAGGUACUAAAGAUAAUAAGGUAAUGUGCAAUGUACAAUGCAUAGUGUACAGUUUGUUGUACAGUUCAGGACAGAGAGUAAUGUCAGCACUGACUGCAACCUGUCACUGAAGCUGCUUCUCUGUCUGGAUAUUAUGCUGUGCAGCGGAUGCACUGAUAGAACAUCUGCAGCAGCUUUUUAUAGAUGUUAAAUGACACCACCCUUCUAAGAAAGCACAGUUGGCUCUGUCCUCUCCUGCACAGAACAUCCGUGUUAGCAGUCCAGUCCAUUCUAUCAUCCAGCUGUACUCCAAGGUAUUUCUAUGUCUUAACAAACUCCACACAGUCACCGUUGAUAUUCACAGGCUCCAGGUGUGGCCUGGGCCUCCUGAGGUCCACCACCAUCUCCCUGGUCUUUGUGGUGUUGUGCAACAAAGUCCUGGAUCAGUUUUCUGUACUCCUCCUCCUGUCCCCUCCUGAUAAAGCCCAUGAUAGCAUGUCGUCCACAAACUUUUGUACGUGGCAGGACUCUGAACAGAACCAGAGAAAGCACAGUCCCUAGUGGUGCUAGGUUUCGGUUUAUAUCUUUCAUCACAAACAGAACAGCAUCUGAUUAUUUCCUUUUUGAAAGAAUAAGUACAUAUGGCAAGUUUAGUAGCUCUAAAGCUAUUGGUACAACAGCAACAGCAGCUUUUUUAAACAACCAUUUGCUGUGGAGUUGUAAGGCAUAGUUAACUUCGUAAUUGUAGUGUAAAUCUAUCUAACUCUUUUAAUGUGAUAUGUGUUAAGGCACCUGCUUCUGCAAACAGCAUUUCCUGUUUGGUGGGUUGUCUUUCUCUGUCUUUCAAAAAAAAAAAAAAGCCACAGCACCAACACGCACGCUAGUUGAAUGCAUUGCAGAAACUUCAGAAAACAUUCAAGAUAUGGUUGCUAUUCUCUGAGCUGAAAACAAUGGGCAAUAAAACUAGCCAAAAUAGCUGCUUUUCGGUUAGCUUAGACUUUCCAAAAGUCUUCUUAUCCACUGUAUAUACAGUUGUUUUUUUUUUUGGACUUCUCAGUAACUGCUUUGGCUUGAAAUCUAUUGUGAAAAACUGGAGGAAGCUGGGAAACAUUAAAAUAUUUGCUUUAAACUUGUGCAUUGCCGAUAUUUUGUACCUGCUUACCUUGCCGUUUUUGGUGGCCUACUAUAUAAACUCACGGGAAUGGAUCUUUGGACAACCUUUCUGCAAGAUCACAAGAAUCUUAUUCAACAUCAAUCUCUAUGGGAGUAUUGGAUUUCUCACGUGCAUCAGUGUGUACAGAUAUCUGGGUGUUGUACACACACUGAAGGUGAAAGGCAGGAUAAAGGUGCGUCACUCUACUGGAAUAUCUGUACUUGUCUGGAUCUUGGUGUUGGUUCAGUGUCUGCCUGAUGUGUAUUUUGAUAAAACAGGCCAGAAUAAAAGCCAAUGCUUCGACACAACUGAUAACAACAGCACAGAGAAAUACUUAAAGUACAGCAUUACACAGACAGUAACUGGAUUUGUAAUCCCUUUGGUGCUAAUGGUCUGCUGCUAUGGCCACAUGGCGGUGAUCCUAGCCACUAAUAAAGAUAUUGGAGACACCCAGCUGAAGCUAAAGUGCCUCAGGCUGGUGGUGGUCCUGGCCAUGCUCUUUUCCAUAUGCUACAUUCCUUUCCACAUCUUCAGAAAUCUCAACCUGAUGACUCGCAUCUCAAAACACUUUCAUAGAUCCUGUAAGCCAUGGUACUCCAGCAUGUACAUUGCCAAACAUAUAAGCGAUGGACUAGCAUGCCUGAACAGUGCUCUAAACCCACUUGUUUAUCUGAUAAACGCCGAUGAUCUGCUGAAGAGGGGUUUUCGUUUCAGGAAAAAACAGCAAGAGGAUCCACGUUUGCCGUGCCCAACUUUGGAACAAACUAAUCUUACAUAUGUAAAGUGAGUGCUCUUUGUAAUCAGGUUCAUGCUGGGUUGGGGUGGGGUGGGAUAAUGUGCUUGCUUUGUGGUUGUGCUUUUUUCUGCUUCAUCUGAGUGCACUGAAUGUUCAUACAAAAAUUCUUGCAUGAAGUUGUUUAUUUUUUAUUGUUAAAACUGAUUGAUGAUGGUGGUACUCCAGUUUACAAUGCAAAACAUAAUAUUUUAUAGAGCAUUAUUAUUAUUAUUAUUAUUAUUAUUAUUAUUAUUAUUAUUAUUAUUAUUAUUAUUAUUGUUUUUGUUAUUAUUACUACUACUAGUACUACUAAAAUUUUUCUACUUUUCAUUAUUAUAAAAACUGAUAUACAAAAAAAUAACGGUGGUCUCUGUAAAUACAGCAAUAUGUACGUAGGUGUGUCUGCAACAGUGGGUAUUUUUGGUUGUUCUUUGCUUUAAAAAAAACUUAAAAUUUUGGAUUUAAUAUUCAAAUAUCAUCCCAAAUACUUUCGAUAAGAAUUGUUUGUUUGUUUGUUUGUUUGUUUUUUACAGAUAAGUCUGUAAUACUAUAAAUACAUUUUCUAAAUGUCUGUAAGGGAUCAAGUAAAAUACGCAAGUCAAAUUUGAUCAUCUUUUCCGAUUACAUUUUCAAGAUGAUUAUUGCAAGAAAUUAUUAAUUAUUAAUAAACAUGAUUCCAUUGCUAUAAU